AUGCCCAAUGGCGGCAAUCCCAAGGAAAUCGACGUCAACGCGCCCUACGUCGGCCUCGAGUGGGAAUAUGUCUACCAAGUGCUCAUGGGUUGCUUGGUCUUUCUCAUUGUGCCCGGGAUCGGUCUGCUGUAUGGCGGCAUGUCGCGCCGAAAGUCAGCGCUUGCCAUGAUCUUUCAGUCGAUGACGGUCAUGGCAGUCUGCACGUUCCAAUGGGCGUUUUGGGGCUUCACCCUUGCAUUCUCUCGCAACGGCGGCCCUUUCAUUGGCGACAUGACCAAUUUCGGAUUGAUGGAUGUGAUGGCUGCGCCGUCGUGGGGAUCCGCGGUGAUCCCUGACAUCGUCUUCUGUUUCUACGAGUUGAUGUUUUGCGCCUGUGCCACCAUGAUCGUGGUCGGCGGAUCCUUCGAACGAGGUCGCAUCAUCCCCUCCAUCAUCUUUGGCUUCUGCUGGGCAACGAUCUGCUACUGCCCAAUCGCCUACUGGACCUGGAAUGCCAAUGGCUGGCUGUUCACCUUGCCCGCUCUUGAUUUCGCCGGUGGUGGCCCGGUCCACAUCUCUAGCGGGACAGCAGCGCUGGCGUAUGCGCUCGUGUUGGGCAAGCGAAGCCGUUAUGGCGAAAAGCACAUCUAUAAGCCGCAUAACGUCACCGUCGUCUUCCUCGGGACAUCCCUGAUCUGGUUUGGCUGGUUCGGGUUCAACGGCGGUUCGGCUCUGAAUGCCAGCAUUCGUGCCAUGAUGGCGGUGUGGAACACCAACAUGGCAGCGUCCACUGGUGUCGCCGGUUGGGUGAUGAUGGACUACAUUAAGCACCGCAAGUUCUCGGUCAUUGGCGCUUGCGAGGGUGCUAUUGCCGGUCUGGUCGGCAUCACGCCUGCGGCUGGCUAUGUCUCGGUGUGGUGCGGAGCCGCCAUUGGCUUCAUCACGGCCAUCGUCGUCAACCUCUUUGAGAAUGUGAACGAGUGGAUUGGGAUUGACGAUGGACUCGAGGUCUUUAAGCUUCACGGUAUCGGUGGUAUGGUUGGUGCCUUCCUGACCGGUAUCUUCGCGAGUGCGUCCGUGUCCUCUCUCGAUGGUGUCACGCUUGCCCCCGGUGGCAUUGACGGCGUGGGCAGCCAGAUUGCGCGUCAGUUGGCCGAGAUCGCUGCCAUUGCAAGCUGGUCUUUCACUCUGUCGCUUAUCAUGCUCCUGAUCCUCAAAUACAUCCCCGGCCUGCACUUGCGCAUCACGGACGAGGCCGAGAUGAUCGGAGUCGACCUUGAUCAGUUCUCCGAUGAGGCUGUUGGCGACUGGUCAGUCUAUGCGGACGAGGCCACCGGUCGUCAGGUUUCCAUCACUCAAGGCGUCCAUCCGCCAACCACGGGGGAGGUGUCAUCUCCCUCCUCUGGAUCUGCUACAGAAGAAAAUGUGGAGCCCAAGACCCAACCGAAGUAG
Messenger RNA from Capronia coronata CBS 617.96, 1431 nucleotides. RefSeq lists its product as uncharacterized. Gene Ontology annotation, molecular function: ammonium channel activity. Bases 1 to 1431 code for a protein of 476 amino acids. The transcript is spliced from 2 exons. NCBI's taxonomy places the organism in Eukaryota, Fungi, Ascomycota, Eurotiomycetes, Chaetothyriales, Herpotrichiellaceae. Gene Ontology annotation, cellular component: plasma membrane. Gene Ontology annotation, biological process: ammonium transmembrane transport. The record is from RefSeq and is a predicted model, not a curated record.